Neospora caninum is the source of this 1833-nucleotide messenger RNA. RefSeq lists its product as hypothetical. The coding region runs from base 1 to 1833 and encodes 610 amino acids. Lineage: Eukaryota; Apicomplexa; Conoidasida; Eucoccidiorida; Sarcocystidae. The record is from RefSeq and is a predicted model, not a curated record. The transcript has 5 exons.
AUGACGCUUCACGUCCACGAUUUUCGCGCACCAGCAGGGAGUCUGACUGCCGCGUGGCUUGUUUAUUUCCUUUUCCUUUUUUCUCUCAUGGAAUCUCAAGCUCGCUUGUCUCCGCUCUCCUCUACUUUGUUCUCUGACCUAGCCAGCAACAGAGGGCUGUGUCAUUUCUCCUCGCCCUCGCCUGCAGUUGGGGCCGUAGGCGCCUCUGGUGUGGGUUCCCUCGCUGCAGCAGGUCGACAUGCAGCCUCUGCAAAAUGCCUUCGGCGCUUGCCUUUGUCGAGCCACAGGAAUCCGCGACGUAAUCCCCAUGCGCGCCGUCUGGACGCUUUGCUGAAGCCUCCUCCACAGAAGUGGAGUGACGGCAGUUCCGAUCCCGAGGCGCCCGUCAGUGACACCGGUAGCUUCUGCCUCAGGACCGUUCGUUUUUGCUUAUCCCAGGGGCCGAGUCGUGCGAGGAAUCUGCCGAGACGGCUGGCAGACGUCUCGACCGUGGGCAGCGUCAUUGCGUCCCCUGUGUCCUCCCCGGCGGCAGCGGCUUCGUUGAUCUUGGGUGUCUACGAACAUGUGGCGGAACGCGCCCGGAGGCGGGGACCGGAACUGUUUCAUCCCGGCGCAAGCACAACCACAGAGGAAACACCAAGGGAAACUGGUGGUCUGGUCUCCACGGCGUGUAGCUGUGGUUCAACCAGACAGACCGCCGGUGUCUCUCUGGCACACCUAACGCACAGAGAAUGCCGCCCAGACGUGGGUGACCCCGAGAGGUUCACGAGUGACGGUGCUCGAAGGGGCGGAGACACCGGUGUAGAUAAGGAGGCAGCGAGUGUGGAGGGCGAGGCGAACUGGGAUUGGGAUGCUUGGCUGAUGAGAGAGAGAGAAAAGUGGCUCUCGGGGACGCAUCACUCGCUGCUGAUUCAAAAGAAAGCCCGAUUCAAGGGUCGAGGAAGGCGGGUAUUGAGCGACAAGAAAAAGUGGGAAGUUCUGUUUGACAGGACCUCCGCUCCCGCGACAACGGGGCCUGUAGAGGCUACGGCCUCUGGGACAGGCAGCUGCGCCUUUGAUUUGAAACAGGGCGGCAGCGGGCAGUCACCCCGGGGCGGGAACGAAGACGAAGUGGCGUCUAGACAGGGAAGGGUGCCAGGCGAAGGCGCACAGUCCCAAGGCUACGGCGCGCCUCUUUCAAAGACCGGUCUGAUACCGACGUCUGGUGAGGGGGAGAAACAGCCUCUGAGUCAAGGCAGUCUACAUUUAAUAGGGGAGGGACUAGAUCGACAGGCCUUUGAGGAGAGACUCCUUAAGUCAAAGUUCCUUUGGCCCCUCCAACCGAACAACGGCGCCGCUCUCCGUUCCAUCCAGUACAUGCCAGCUGCGUACGAGUUGUUCCUCUCCGUGGCUCGGCGAGUGCGGAACGCUCCAGGUGGACACCAAGAGGAGGACAACGAAGACAACAGUGAGGACUACGCAGGAGAUCCAACGCAUGCGCCAAGACAACGUGGACAACAGAGGAAGAAACGCUCGCCAUACGAACGGGUUAACCAGUUUUUGCAGACGAGUCCGGUGGCUCCCGAUGCAGUUGACUGCGUAUGGCGUGCCCUGACGCGCGUGGUUACCGGCCCAUUUGGGGAGGUUUUGCCUCCUCGAACAUCUCUCUCAUGCCCGACACUGGCGGCUGUCAGCGACACGCAAGGACUGAAUUCUGGCCGGCGGCUCUACCGUGGCGACUUCCUCCGAUCGAUCUGGGAGUGGGCUCCAGCAGAUGGGUUCGUCGACUGGGAGUCCUUCUUGUUUUUUCUGGACGAGGUUCCGUCUGACGGGGUUGAGUCACUCUUCAACUGA